Armigeres subalbatus is the source of this 1362-nucleotide messenger RNA. RefSeq names its product GATA zinc finger domain-containing protein 1. The record is from RefSeq and is a predicted model, not a curated record. Gene Ontology annotation, molecular function: sequence-specific DNA binding. Lineage: Eukaryota; Metazoa; Arthropoda; Insecta; Diptera; Culicidae. Gene Ontology annotation, biological process: regulation of DNA-templated transcription; chromatin organization. Bases 347 to 1255 code for a protein of 302 amino acids. The transcript has 2 exons. Gene Ontology annotation, cellular component: nucleus.
AAACGCGUCAUCAAAAUCUGAUUUUAAAAUUACUUCUGAUAUCAGAAGAAUAAAAUAAUCUCCAUUGAUAAUAAUAAUUAAUAAACAAGAAACAAGACAGUGAAAACCAUUUUUUUUUGUUUUUGUUUGCGCAAAAAUUUACUUUCAGCUGUGUUUAUCAACUGGUCUUUACGCAAUAUUGCGUUCCACCGGAAUCACAUAAAGAUAGCCAUUUUCUAAUUCAUUCGCAUUUGACCUUAACGACGUUUGGCAUCGUCUGUGUUUACAAUUUUUAGUUAAAUUUAUUGUAAAUCUGUGCUCGUAAAAUCUGCAGUUUUUGUUUCUUUGAUUGGAUAAUACGGCAACGAUGGGUCCUAAACUGGCCCCGAAGUGUUCCCACUGCCAUACGUGCACCUCGGAAAAGUGGCACACCGUGGAGAAAGGCGUGACGCUUUGCAUCCCGUGUCAUGAGCGCCAGGAGAAGGAACAGCUUGAACUAGAACGGGAGCUGAAGGAGAUACAAGCGGAACCACCAGCACCGGUGCCCUCGUCGACGACAACAGGAACGGUGGCCAAACCAGAAUCGUCAAGUCAUGCCGCAUCGGAUCAGACUACUGGGAAGGAUGAAAAGAAAGAAGCUGGUUCCCCGGAGGAGGUUAAAGAGGAAGCAGAUGAGAAGGACGAAAAGGAUUCCAAUGCGGAUGCGAAAGAGCAACGUCCGUUACCCUCGAUGAGCCCCAGGAAACUUCGGAAGAAUGUGAGAAGUGCACGAAAAGGGGGCGGUGGUGGCGCUGGUGGGAACGGUGGCAAAGGCGGUCGCUCAAGGAGGUUUAUAUUUAAGAAGAAUCCGAUGAAGGCUCCCACGAUUACGGUGACGACGCGCACAGUUGAAACGCUGUUCCACAAUAACAUUUACUACCAGAUCGGAGACAUUGUUUCGCUGAUGGACGCCAAGGAUAAUGUUUACUACGCUCAAAUCCAUGGACUGCAGAUCGAUUCGUACUGCGAAAAGUCGGCGUAUAUCACGUGGCUCAUUCCGACGACUGUGAGUCCCCCGCCGAAGCAACGAUUCGAUCCGUCGUCGUACCUGAUUGGACCGGAGGAGGAUAUGCCGCGUAAGCUGAGCUGCAUGGAGUUUGUUAUGCACGCCCCGAGCAGUUACUAUCUGGAUCGGCGCAACCCGUACCCGCGGCCGGACAGUUGGGGACCGGAAAAUACGUCCCAGGAGGACAACACCAACUUCGUUUGGGCGAAUAUAUCCCAUUUGUAUCAAUGAUAGUAGUUGCAUUCGGUUUCUUACGUUAAGAAAUUCGUUGUAACUAAGACCUCACGAUAAGCUUAGAUUUAGAUUGCAUCGGCAAUAAAGAAGUAUCAACCUCUGAA